Micropterus dolomieu (smallmouth bass) is the source of this 1532-nucleotide messenger RNA. It is a transcript of the gene fam81b, whose product is annotated as family with sequence similarity 81 member B. The record is from RefSeq and is a predicted model, not a curated record. The coding region runs from base 1 to 1182 and encodes 393 amino acids. The transcript has 8 exons. NCBI's taxonomy places the organism in Eukaryota, Metazoa, Chordata, Actinopteri, Centrarchiformes, Centrarchidae.
AUGUCACAGUUGGGCUACUGCAGCUCGGGAGCACUUCCACUGAUGAUCAGUUCAGAGCGCCAGGACGGAGACGCACAGUGUGAUGAUGGAGGGGGUGUUGUAGAAUGCCUAUGCAAGCAGCACUGUAAAUAUUAUGCCCCACACUAUGCCACACGCUUGUCAGACGGCAAGCAACCCGAUGUCUUGGAGGGUCGUCUGAGCGGUCAGGAGAGGACACUGGCUGUGCUGCUGGAGCAGGCUUUUAGGAUUAAAGAGGAGGUGGCAGCAGGUCUGCAGUCCACCCAGGGCUCCGUCCAGGUCGAGGCACUUUCCCGCAAGCUUCUGGAGAAUCACAUACUGACCAUCACACGCAUUGUCAAGCAGCUUAGCAAGGACAUCCAGGCCCUGGAGCAACAGCUCGCCCAGCGGGACUCCAUCACAUCUGGAACCACAAUGGCUGUUCAAAGCUUGGAUCAGAAGAGCAUGGCUAGUAUUGGAGACUUGAGAGGAAGAGUAGCCAGGUGUGAUGCCAGCAUUGCCAAGCUGAGCGCUGAUGCGAGCUCUGGGGAGCGGCAGCUGAUUAGACUACAGAAGGUGGUGGCAGAGCUCAGGUCAGCUGUGGCUGUACGGCUGAAAGAGCUGGAAGUCAAGCUUCAUCAUGACCUGGGGAAACUGGAGGCCUCAUUGUCAGAGCUUUCCCAGGGUCAAAGGAGCUCCAUGUCUGAUUUGCAUAUAAAAGUUAAACUACUAGAGGCCAGGAUGUCAGGUGAACUGAAGGAAGCCAAUGAGCAGACAGAUUUGCUGAGGAAGUGGACAGAACAACAGCUCAACAGCUCAGUCCAGCACUGCACACAACAGCAGGACAAAAUGUUAGAGGUCGCAUCUAGAUUAGCUGACCAGCUACAUGCUCUGGUGGCCCGUGUGGAACAGUUUGAGAUCCAGCAAAACCAGGCCGACCACAAUCGGACAGAUCAACUGAAACACUCUGAGACCAAACUCAGUAAAAGAAUAACCUCAGUGGAGAGCAGCCUUCAUCAGGAGCUGCAUCUGCUCAAACAGGAAAACCACAAAGGGUUCCUGUCUGUGCACGAUGCCAUUGAGUCCCUGAGGCAGAUAGGUGACAUCAAAUCCCGCCUUGACAAGGAGAAGCUUCAGAAGGAUAUCAGGCACAUCUGCAGCAAGGUGGCAGAGCUCAAUGACUGAAGAGGAGCCCCUUGUUACUGUCGCAAAGAAGCAAUGGCUUGAGUCACAUAUUUUAAACCUAAAAAGCAUGCCAGAAUGUCAGUGAUCGUGUUAAUUGGUUACUGGCUAUCUUUAUUCACAUCUUAUUUUGAGUCCACAGUUAUUUAGACUAUGGCAAUAAAUAAUUUAUCACUGUUUGAAAGAGUAAUAACCUUGAGAUUUGAAGUGACAAAUCUUUUGUGAAAUGUGAGGCAACUUGAUUACAUAAAUCAGAUACUUUGGUGAAAGAGAUUUAAAGCCAUUCAUUUUUGCCAAUGUCAAUGACAAGUGUAUUUAAUUUUGUUAUAUUUAAAAAAAGAAUUUUAAAAGUC